Messenger RNA from Plasmodium berghei ANKA, 798 nucleotides. Its product is annotated as fam-a protein. The transcript is spliced from 6 exons. NCBI's taxonomy places the organism in Eukaryota, Apicomplexa, Aconoidasida, Haemosporida, Plasmodiidae. Bases 1 to 798 code for a protein of 265 amino acids. The record is from RefSeq and is a predicted model, not a curated record.
AUGAAUAAGUUUUAUAUUCAAAUUGUUUUAUUUUUUUUAACCAUCUCCCUAUAUGUGAAUAAUAAAACCCUUGCAACUGAACCCUCUCCAGGAAGAUCUACAACACCCGAAUCAACAUAUCAUUAUCUUACUCCAGAAGAAUUAUAUGAAAAAAACAAGCACUUAUUAUGUACCGAUCCAGAAGAAACUAUAAAAGCAGGUGAUGUUAUGAACGAAGCUGUGAAACAUUUAGAACAUCAUGCUGCAAAUAUAGAUGAUUAUAGAGUUUAUGAAAGAGAUUCUAAUAGUUCUUUGUUUUUAUUUAAAAAAAAACAUCAAUCCGACCCAGAUAUUAAAAAAAUGCAUUAUAUAGCUCGUAAAUGCUAUGAGUAUAAUGAAAUAAUAAACAUGUCAUGGGACCCCGAUUAUGCAAAUUUUUUAAAUACUGGCUCUUUUAAAAUUGUCCGUGUGUACAAUCCAAAUUUAGUAAUGGUACAACAACGUUACGAAGAUAGUUCUAUGAACUGUCAGAAAUAUUUUUAUGCUUUAGCUGCAUAUGUUGAAAUAUCAAAAGACAAAACUAUAAUUGUCAGGGUUUCAGCAGAUAUAAAUGAUCACAACCCUUCCAAUGAAAAAUAUAAAAACGAAAUAGUAAAAAGUGCAAGUUUAUUCAAAACUGAGAUUGAUUCUGAAGAUGAUAUUAGAAAAGGAGAAUUAAAAAAAAUGUUUGUUAACAUAGCUGGAUACCUCAUUGAAAAUAAAGGCGAUUGUGUUAAUAUUACCUACGUUGAAUCUAUUAAUAGACAUUGUACCAUUUAA